This is a messenger RNA of Funneliformis geosporum, 600 nucleotides long. The record is from the annotation of a GenBank genome assembly. Lineage: Eukaryota; Fungi; Glomeromycota; Glomeromycetes; Glomerales; Glomeraceae.
AUGGCGGACAAGCAAGAAAUUUUAGUUUUUACUCAAGAAUUUUCAACUUUUUCUCUCGAAUUUCUAAAAAAUCAUCCACAAACUUCAUUACAAGAAUUAAUAAGUGAAUUUACAAAACAGAAGGAAAAUCAGAAUGUUGUUGAGAAAAAAUUAUAUGACGGAACCUUUAAAGAAGCGUUUCGUAGUGAAUAUCAAGAUCCGUUGGGUGUUAUAGCUUACUUGCACCAAAAGUUGUGUUUUUAUACUGAAGCUUGGAAUCCGGAUGAAUAUUAUUUUCCUGGUGUUGCUGGAGUUCAGACCUCUGGGUCUGGAAAGUCAAGGUCUUUCAUUACAUUAUCUCAAAAAGGUGUAUAUGUAGUUUAUUGUAGUUUUUUGAGUGAAAACUCAACUGGCUAUCCAAAGAGAUCAGCAAUCGCGAACUAUCUUUCUACGAAUCAAAUCUCGGCAGAGGAAAGCGAGCUACGAUUCAUCAGCUUCAUAUGUGCUUGCUUAUUAGCAGUUGGCAUUUGUGUUCGUGAAGGUAUUAGUCCUUCGCAUCUAAUAAAUAAUCAUCUACCAUCCGAUAAAAAUUCGGAUGAUAAGUUUUGGCUUUGGAUCUGA